This is a messenger RNA of Cylicocyclus nassatus, 270 nucleotides long. The record is from the annotation of a GenBank genome assembly. NCBI's taxonomy places the organism in Eukaryota, Metazoa, Nematoda, Chromadorea, Rhabditida, Strongylidae.
UGUUCUUUGGUCAAGAUCAACAAAUGCUGUUUACUUACGUAUCUAUUGAAAUGGCAAUUACGCCAUUUGAUGGCUGAGGCGCACAUGAGCAGUCGCGUUUGCGCAGGCCGGAUGGAGAAAAGGCUAGUUGGAAAAGCUGUCGCUCCAGUCGGGCUAUUACACUCACAAAAAUUUCGCUACAGUGCUACCUGUUCGAUGGACAAUGGAAAUCAACCUUUUGCUACUGUAUAGAUUGUGCUUUGUGUGCAUUUGUCUAUUCACAGGGGUCAG